GUUUAUAGAUACUCCAUAUGUGACGGAGUGAGCGACAGCAGCAGAGUCGGGGGAGGCGAGGCGUGCCGAGAGGGCAAACCCGAAACCCAAUCAAUUCUCUCUCUUCUUGCGUUAUUUUUUUCCUGGAUCUUCUCCUUCUCCUUCUCCUUCUCCUUCACUUUCUUUUCCUCCUCCUCCUUCUUUCUGUCCCAUCCAUCCCCCACGGAAUCGAAUUCGAUUUCGGUUGCCUUUUUCUAGUGUUACCCUGACGAUGGAAACGCAAGGGAGUGUUUGCGUUUCUGCGCCGCCGCCCUUUCUAUCCAAGACUUUCGACAUGGUGGAAGAUCCCUCCACCGACGCUGUGGUAUCCUGGGGCAAAACCAACAACACCUUCGUCGUCUGGGACGUCCCUUUAUUUGCCAGAGACCUUCUGCCCAAGCAUUUCAAGCACAACAAUUUCUCCAGUUUCGUCCGCCAGUUGAACACCUACGGCUUCAGGAAAGUUGAUCCAGACCGUUGGGAGUUUGCGAAUGAGGGGUUUCUUAGAGGUAACAAACAUUUGCUGAAGAGCAUCAACAGGCGCAAACCCUCACAUGCCCCCCAAUCCCUGCCUCCAAUGACCCAAGCUGAUAGCCCAUCGGUUGCAUCAUGUGCCCGUGCCCAUGAAGUAGGAGACCUUGGCAUAGAGGAAGAGGUUGAUCGAUUGAAAAGGGAUAAGAAUAAUCUUAUGCAGGAACUUGUCAGAUUGAGGCAGCAGCGGCAGUCCACUGAUCAUCAGUUGCAGACUGUUGGACAGCGAGUUCAUAUGAUGGAGCAGCGCCAGCAGCAAAUGAUGUCCUUCCUUGCAAAAGCUAUGCAUACCCCAAGCUUUGUGGCACAGCUGGUGCACCAACAGAAUGAUAGCAAGGGUCAUAUUGCAGGUGGGGCUAAGAAAAGGAGACUUCCCAAUGAGGAUGAUGAAAGUGCAGCUUGCAAGUAUAGCAUUGCGUCACCUGAUGAUGGGCAGAUUGUCAAAUACCAGCCUCUGAUGAAUGAAGCUGCAAAAGCAAUGCUAAGACAACUCCUGAUAAUCAAUAAAUCGAGCCGUGAAUCUAAAUUGCGUGAUGCUAAUGGUUUCUUGGUUGAUAAUGUGCACCCCACCUCCAACAUAUUAGGUCAUGGUAAUUGUUCCAGUGGAAUAUCUGGAAUGAGUCUCUCAGAGGUUGUACCUAAAACAUCUGCCCUUGCUCAGAUCCAGUCUUCUGCUUUGUUGCCACAUGACAAGGCUCAGUGUGCCUUCUUGCCAAACACAAACACUGGGCCACUGGAUUAUGUUCCAGAACAAGCAGUCGCGCCCGUAAGUAAUGUUAGCAUGCAUGAUGGGCCAUUUAAGGGAGGUGAUUCUACAGAUGUGAAUGUGAGGUGCAGUGAUUCGAUUCCUGGAUUUGUUGAUACCCCUAUGCCUGUUUCAUCAAAUGAGCUCAUGGCCGAUUAUCAAGAUGAUGUUGAUGUCUUGCUAGAUGACAUUCAUAAACUGCCUGGCAUUAAUGACACCUUUUGGGAACAAUUUCUUUCAAACAACGCUCUGAAUGGGAUUGGGGGGAGUACAGAUGAUAUAAAUGCUGCUGGGGUAGUUGGAGUGGAUGAGAGGAUGGAUCAAGAAGGUGAAUGGGAUAAGCUGAAGAAUGUGAGGAUGGAUCAAGAAGGUGAAUGGGAUAAUCUGAAGAAUUUGAAUAUUCUUAGUGAACAGCUGGCUCUUGUAGCAUCUGCCGCAGCAGCGGCAUCUAAGAGCGGAUAGGAUAGAGUUGCAGUUUUGUCUGGGUUUUCUUGGUGAAUUAGUGGCCAGCGAUCUUACCUCUUUAUGUUAUAAGAAAUGCUAAUUUUCUAGAGGCACAAUAAAUAAAUAAAUGCCGUUCCGUUUUGGUA
This is a messenger RNA of Andrographis paniculata, 1884 nucleotides long. RefSeq names its product heat stress transcription factor A-1b. The transcript has 2 exons. NCBI's taxonomy places the organism in Eukaryota, Viridiplantae, Streptophyta, Magnoliopsida, Lamiales, Acanthaceae. The record is from RefSeq and is a predicted model, not a curated record. Bases 251 to 1756 code for a protein of 501 amino acids. Gene Ontology annotation, biological process: regulation of transcription by RNA polymerase II. Gene Ontology annotation, cellular component: nucleus. Gene Ontology annotation, molecular function: RNA polymerase II cis-regulatory region sequence-specific DNA binding; DNA-binding transcription factor activity.